Porites lobata is the source of this 7413-nucleotide messenger RNA. Lineage: Eukaryota; Metazoa; Cnidaria; Anthozoa; Scleractinia; Poritidae. The record is from the annotation of a GenBank genome assembly.
UGCUAAUACCUACCCAAUAUGGCGGCCAACAUGGCCAGAAGAAGUUGGAGUGUCGUAAGAUUCUCCAAAAAUAUGACCUCCUUGCAACUUCUUAGGCAGAGAAUUCUACUGAACACAAGUAGCAUGUGUACGGAAGGUAAGUGAAUACAUUCCCGGAUUCUUUUAACAACUUCAAAAUUUGGAAACAAACGUUCAUUAAUUGCUUAUCUUUAGACUUGAGCUUAAAUGAAAAAAUAAAGAGCGAGUAAAAUACAUUCAAUUUUAAUUCGUGCUGUUGUAUUAAAUGAGGGAUUUUUUUCGCUGCCUAUAGAGGUUCCCACGUUCAGAUGUACACUUAAACUGCAAAACAGUCGGUUUUGUUUUCUCAAAAUCGUUUUAGAGUAGAUUAAAAGCUUAAGAGUAGCGUGAAAGCCUCACGCCCGCGAAGCGCGCGAGCCUUAUACGCCCGUAGGGCGUGUGAGGCGAGAGAAAAAAAACCGACUGUCCAUUCUCCAUACAAUGAGUUCGUUCUAACCUGGGGGGUUCAAAAAUGUCAUCGAGCUGUCAAAAAUCUCCUUACAACUCCUCCCUCUUUGUAAAUUUGAUACACCUGGUGAUUGGUUUUGCAAAAGAAUAGUGCAUGUUAUUUUUUACGCUUGGCUUCACUUAUGUAUCAGUCAAUUCUUGCUGCGCCUAUCCCUUCUUCGGCUACUGCGGGGCAUUUGCUCGCCCUGACGUCACAGCUGGGGGUGGGCAUUUACCAACCCAGGGCCACCCCCAAGCUUUUGACAUGCACAUGGUUUCGUACUUGAAUAUAACUUUAACUACACAGAAGAUUUUACUGAAAUACAAGCAGAUUGGCUCAUCUGUCAAGGAUAGGAAAAACUAAGAAAAUGAAGAGAAAAGAUUACAUGUAUGAGAACUUAUGAAACAUUUACCAAAGGGAAAAUGUUUUCAUCUUUUUUUUCAAAUUUUCCCAACUAAUUCUUCAAUACAUUGUAUGGAAACCAGACUGUAGAAUUUGUGUAGUGGAUAUUGAGAAUUAAGGUACUGACAGUGGAACCUCACCUUACAGCCACCUUGGUAAAAUGGUCAUCUCGUUAUUACGGCCCUUUUUUUGGCCAUUGGUGACUGUAUUAAUGGGGUUCCACUGUAUAUGAAAGGUGCAUUUUGUAACUUAAUAAUGCAAUUAGCUACAGUACCAGAGUCUUCACAUCUACAAAUCGGUAACUUUCAUUGUGCUUGACCAAAAGCUCUGUGCUCAACAACUCAAUCAUGCAUGGGCUGGACCAAGGAUUUCCCAAAAAAUUAGGGUACUUAGAUAAAUAUUAUUACUACUGUUGAGCACUGAACGUAUUAAGUUACAUGUUUGUGUUGUAGGUUAAUGCAUUUCAAGUACAUCACAUGCAAAAAAACUGUACAAUGUUAAUCUCUUGUAAGCCCUCACAAAGCCUUUUGUAUACUAAUGCAAUGCAUUAAUUAUUGUUUCCACACUUUUUUCCCUGUCUUUCAGCAUCAGACACUUUUCAAACAUUUGAUCAGACAUCAAAACGGAAGGAUUUUAGGAGAAUGAAGGCAGCAAUUUACAAGAAAAAUAGACAGGAUUCGGACUUGGAAAAGGCAGCGCGAGAUGAAAAAUGUUAGCAACCGUUUUAAACAUAAGUAUAGCAAAUAUAUAUUUGAUUGAUGGAUUAACUAUUAUUUUUCUCUAAUUAUUGAGUAGGGUUGUAAUCGGAAAGUUGGCUAUAAUCAGACACUUGUAAAUUGAACAGUCAUGUCGACCAAUCAUAUUAAGUGCACUCUGCUAAAUCAACAUUAUGGAAUUCCACCUAUUGAUCCACGUCACCUGUAAAAACGCGGGUCCCAUGACUAUUUGCUCGCUCACAAAGGAUGCCGAUGCAUGUCGCGUCCUUUGACUCUAGACGAAGUGUUAGCAUAUUGCUUCCAUGAUACAAAGGUAAUUUAACUUAAGCAAAUUGAUAAUUCGAAGCUUUCGCACUACUCUCCAUUUUAUCAGGAAAUGCAACUGCUCAACCUGUAAAUUAUUUUGACUUUAUAAAAUAUUUUAACGAUUUAAGCCAGUAGAAUGUAUAGAAUGCGGAAAACAAACGGAAAGUCGAAUUGUUUCUAAUUGUGCUGGAAGUUGUUUUUAUUGGUAUGCAAAUCACCUACCCUUUCGCUUACUUUCCACAAAACUGAAAUAUCCUGGCUUUUUUACAACUUUUUAAUUUGCUUUGUUUCAUUUUAUAUUAUUUUUGUGAAAGCUGAAUUCUCUCAUGUGAAUUUACACCUUUAAAAGGAAAGAAAAACUUCGAGGACAUGUUGUGUAUAAAACCACGGCGAUACGUAUCUAGUUCACUUCACUUACACUUACGGGCAAAUUACCCUUCAUUUGGGAGAUUUCCUGGAGACCAAAAUGUCACCUUUGAUUUCUCAGGUGCUUGCCUUUUUGGGCACCCUGUUUAUUUUGACUAUCAAGAUUUUUUUAAGCUUCGCUUCAGACUUUUCAUGCCAACAUUAUAAUGUGGGAAAGUUAUGAGGAAUGCUGUAACUGAAUAAAGGCGUGCAACAUGCUUUAAGACUGCAUGACUUGAUCUUAUCGGUAUCUUUUGUUCUUCUAUUGACUCCAAAACAAUCAAGAUGUUUCACCAGUUUCCACCUGCAAAUAAUAGGAGACAUUUGAUUGAUAGGAAAAUUUGCACUUAUGAGCGACACGUUUCAAUAGGCAGGACUUCAUAAUGACUAAUCACAGAAUUUAUCACAAUAGCCAUACACCUGUGGCAACAACCACUUGCUCUACUAAGCUGAAGAUUUUCCAAAAUGGACAAGUAAUUUGUACCAUUAAACAGUGUCUCUACCCAUAAAAAAAGAAUGCAUUGGUUUUUCUGAAAUUGUAAUGACUGUGACUCAUUGGUAACAGGACUUUGCUACUAAGUAAUUGGUCAAUGUAAUAGGACAGUAUGCAUCACGCCCAAGUAAUUGGACAAUAAGGUCUUGAAUGGGUUCUUUUUUCACAUCUAGCAAAAACUUCUUAAUAAUUGGAAGAUCUUGUGUUUAAAUUUUAAAAAAGUUAUGGUCAGUUGUAAUUGAAAAUAAUAUUGUUUUAAUUCAUGUUUAAAAAUGUCGUUUGGGAACAGGGUCAGAGUUUAAGGUAAUGGUGUUGCAGUCAUUCAGAACACAAGUGACGUCAACUUUAAGCAUCAGACUACUAGCCAUCAUGUUCUAAACUUAUUGCUUUGGUAUUUUAUUCCACAGUGCAUAUACCACUGGAUAUAGUGAGGACGGACUGGAUGGCUAAAAAUGAAUUCUCAACAACAACAAAACUUGCCAGACAUUAUGGUAUCUAUGAACACAUGUUCAAGCAAGAGUUCACACCUUCAGUUAGGAUGUUAGUAAAAUUUGGUGAAACAGACCAAGUGCAUUUUGGAAACUUUCUAACUCCAUCACAGGUGUGGUAUGCAUUAAAGUUACACUGUACUUAAAUAAUUGUUUCUAAAACUAAUAGACUCAAAUUAUUUGUUAGAAUUGAAGAUUUUCAAUAAUUUCCAGUAUGUUCAUUUGAAAACAAGACUGAUUUUUGGCCCAGCUUUAUAAUACCUCCACUAGCCUGCAUGAAAGGUGCUCUAUGGGCCAAGCGAGGCAAACAGAGAAUUUUGCGGAAAGUGCGAGACAAGUGCAAAGCACACGAUGAGGGAUGAGAAAAGAACAUAACGUUUUUCUCCUCUCCUGAUCUCAUGGUUGAUGCAAAAUGCCCUUAUCUGAUCUCCUCACUUGGCUGCUACAGGUGUAUGGCUAUUGUGAUAUUAAAAUUUUGUGAUUAGUGGAUUUAGCUGAGUGCAUUUAAUAUGAUUGGUUAAUGUCACUGUUCGAUUAUACAGGUGUCUGAACCUCCACCAGUAGAACUUGCUACUAACUGGAUGGCACAUACAUGUACAGUACAUGUAGUUCUUGUUUUAAGUAAUAAAGAUCUCAUCCCAGGAUUUGUGGUGGUAUGAAAUAGCCCAUUUCCAAGUUCACUUUCAAAGGGGGGUUAAAAUAAUGCAAAACCAUCGUUGAGAUAAAGUGAGUUUUAUUUUGAAAUUUGUGAGAUUAAAAAUCAGUUUCACAUCAAGGACUUUACAUCUACGUUGUAGCCUAAUGUUAAAGCAGAGGCUACAUAUUGUAUUAUUAUUAUUAUUAUUAAUAUUAGUUAUUGUUAUCUUUUUCUUUUUUGUUCUCUUCCUUUAUCCAAGGCAUUUCAUGAACCGACUGUUGAUUACGACAGUUCAGAUGACAUCAAAUGGACAUUAAUUUUUGCUAAUCCAGGUGUGGCCAUCAAGCUAUUGGGAUUUUCUUUUGUUCGUUGUUUCUUUUUUUCUCACUAUAAUGGUCAUUCAUGCUAGUUAAUAACUUCACUUAUGUGUAAGCCCUUUUCUUGCGGAAAAUAAGUGAUUUCUCUGAAGAAGACAAACCAUCAUGCAUGUACUGUACACCCUACAUUAUGUAACAAAACUACCGUAUUUCUUCACCUAUAAGCCGAGCGAUUUUUUCAGUUUUCAACCCAAAAUUUUGGGAGAUUUUUCACGAAGAACGGGAUUCGGCUUGUAGCCGAGGGUUUUAGAUUUUAAAAAUAUACAGUUGCUGAAUAACUUUACCCCCCGGCUUGUCGUCAAGUUAGCAAUGAAGCAGAAGUAAUAAAACACAACAAAAAUAACUUCUGAAUAUUGGUUAGUCACUAACCUUUUAUGAAAUUGGUGCAAUGACGAAGUGGUGAUGUGAAUUUUCAGACCUCAGAUACCUUCACAAGGCUUCAGUCUUGUUGGGUCUAUAUCUUUGAAAUUCAUAGCUUAUGUUGAGACCUAUUCUUAACAGUUUAUGCAUGUCAAUGUAAACUUUGCAUAAUGCUUGGCCAGGAUCCUGUGUUACAAGCUACAAAUUAAAACUGCAAUACACUGUGUUAAAGACAAACAUAGUCACUAUAAAACCUAAACUAAAUCACCUCUCUAACAAUGUUUUGUUGGCUUUUUAUUACAGAUGGAAACUUCAUAGAAAAGAAGAAGGAAUUUUUACACUGGAUGAUGUGAGUAUAGCAAGAUCCCAAAUUAUAAUAAUUUAUUACAUAUUAAUUAUUGUCAUCAUACAUUGUACACACUUUCUUUCUUUUCCUUGAUUCUGUCUUCAGGCCAAAGGGGCAGGUGCACAAAUUUUUCAUUUUUUUUAUGACUUAAACAGUCUAAUAACCAUUUUCAGUAUUAUAAUUCUCCGCUUAUUAAACUUUAACUACUUACAUGUAGAACUCAAGGAAAUUUAUUAUUUGAUAGGCCAGUGGUAACAAAAUUAAUUCAGGUUUCUAACCCUGUAGCUCACUACUGUUAAACUAUUUCUUGUAAAGUUAUAAUUAUUUGUUAUGACUGAUAGUUCUCAUGUCAAGUUCAUUAGUCUUUUUUGCUUUGCUUUCAGAGGCAAUAUCCCUGGUUCCAGAAUAUCUGAUGGUCAGGUUCUGUGUGAAUAUCUUCCUCCUGUCCCAAUCAAAGGAACAGGAUUCCACAGAUUUGUCCUCUGCCUUCUUAAACAAAGUGGUGAACUUGAUCUUGGCAAUUACCUAAACACACAACCAAGGUAGCUACAUACCUUAAAUACAGUGCAUAUAGUUGUCAAAUUAACAUUGUCAUAGGCUUAUUCCAUGCCCUCUGCCAUCCUUAAUGCAUUCCUUGAAGUAAGAAUCAGCUCUUAUUUAUUUAUAUAUUUUAAUAGAUAGAUAAAUAAAUAAGAACUAAUAUUAUUGUAUUGAUGUGAAUGAUUUUUGCUUCUAAGAAAAUCGGGGUAAAAUUAUAAUGGUUGUGGAGAUCAUUUUUUUUACAGAAUGACCCCCCUCCCCUCCUACUGUAAUUCAAACCAGUAGCUCUUUGAAUUGUCAGAUAUUAAAAUUUUGUGAUUCAAUUAAAAUUUGAUUGAAUCACAAAAUUUUUAUCUUUCUAAUCAUCAGUUAAUGCAAAUUACAUGUAAAGUCAGCUACAUGUACAUGUACCAUGUAAGUAAAAUAGGUAAUGGCGUCAUUUCAUUGGUGUGACAACUCCAAUGACAUCGAAACCCUGAUUAUAACAAAUUUUCAUCUUUAUCUAAUACAGCUGUGGUGGUAAUUUAUCCAAAUCUUUAAUAAUGGCGAUGUAGUUUAAGCUCAAACUUGGGAGGUAUUGACCCUGAAAAGUGCCCUUCAUGUGCCAACCAGAAGUACAUGUAAAUUUUGGUUCUUGUAACAAAACAUUCCUCUGUUUAACUUUUUACACAUAAAUAACAAAAAUAAUGUUUGUAAACAGCGAUCUCUCCUAUUAAAAGAAAGCAAUCCAUGUUUCUUAGGAACAAAGUCCCAGGAGGUGAUUUCUGAUAAAUUAUUUCUAGUAAGAUUCUCCUUGAAAUUUGUUCUGUUUAUACUUUUGAAUGAAAGGGAGAAUUUUUUAUACAUCAGGAGUCACUAAGGGCCUUAUUCCAAGCACCUCUUCAUCAUUUUCUUUGUUGUUUCUUUAUUUAAUGUGAUCAUUCAGUGACUUAUCUGCAACUGCUGGAAAUCUUGACUUUUGUGUUUAAUCUACAAAAUGAAUAGUCUUUAAAUGAUGAUGUAAUAAAGAUGUCAUUUCCUCCAGUUUUUUGAGCUCUUGGUGAAGAGAUUCAAUAGCAUCUCAGGCUAAUAUAUUUACAUUUGAAAAAAAGCCAAAGAUAUAGUUAACAAACCAAUAAUUCUGUGAUGCUUGCCUUACUUGACAGAGAUAUAUUCAAUAGGACAUUCUCCUUGUCUGAGUUCCUCUCCAAUCACAGACAUGAGUUGAUUCCUGCUGGCCUGUGCUUUUUUCAAGCAGCGUGGGAUGAAACGGUCACUCGAACAUUUAGAGAAACAUUAGGUACUAAAUUUAUGAUAACUGAAAAAACAUUAGACCUUUUCAAUUCAAGUUUUUGUGUUUUGUGUUUUUAAAGUGCUGUAAAUAAUUAAGGUUGAAAUAGUGGUUUAGAUAAUAGUGUUACACCAUACAAGGAAUUGUCCAGGCCCCCCUCCCAUGCCAACCUCUAUUUUACUUGAGUACUCUGCUAUUUGCUAUAAACAUUUUAAAUGGUUUUGGGACACUUGAAAAAGUUACACUUUCUGUGGGGCCAAUCAUGAUUUUUCCACUUGCCCCAUGAAAUUACUGCUACAUGCAUAAAAUGUCAAAAGGCUAAUAAAAACUUUCCCUGCCUAAAGGCGGCUGUCAUACUAGUUUAUAUUCUGCUGCAGCAGACCAAGGUGAUAUACGGCUUUGCCGGUUAUAAGUUUACUAUGUUAUUUAUUUCUUGCUUUAAUUUUCAAAUAAUUGUACUGUAGGUAUCACAGAGCCUGUUUAUAAGGAGCAAGAGUUUAUAACUCCCACAACAGCCAAGAAAAUACUUGUCAGGCAAUGGUUUGAGAGCAAAUACAGAAAUAUGUGA